AUGUAUAAAAUCAAGAAAAACUUGGAGGAAAAAGAACUAGCCAUGAAAACUCUGUUCGGUGUGGAAGUAAUACACCCAUACAUUACAACUUCAUCUUCUCUCGAAUGGCAACCUAAAACUUCAAUACCCAACAAAAUCCCAUCACAAAUCCCCACAAAAACAUGGAGGAUUUAUGCAAAAGCAAAAGGGUUCAAUGGGGAAACUAUACAAAAACAGAAACUUAUGAUGAAAGAAGAAAAUAAGAAGAAGAAAGAAGAAGCAGAUGAUAAAAUAGAAGAUGUGGUGAUGGGAAGAAUUAUAACUAGGAUUUUGUUCAAUGUUGGGGUGCCAUUGGUGACUGGGUUAGGUUUGCUUCAACUGUUUAGUGUGAUAAAAGAACAAAAUUUAUGGCAAAUCCCACGUUGGUUACCGUUUUUGACGACUUUUAUUACAUUUGGAGCUUCGACACUUGGGAUUGCGUAUGGGACUUUGUCGACUAGUUGGGAUUCUGAAAAGAAAGGUUCAAUUCUUGGGUUUGAAGAAGCUAAGGAGAAUUGGGUUCGGAUGUGGGAAGAAGAUGAUGGUGACAACGUUUGA
Molecule: messenger RNA, 576 nt
Organism: Lactuca virosa
Lineage: Eukaryota; Viridiplantae; Streptophyta; Magnoliopsida; Asterales; Asteraceae
Source: the annotation of a GenBank genome assembly